Paramecium sonneborni is the source of this 1494-nucleotide messenger RNA. The record is from the annotation of a GenBank genome assembly. Lineage: Eukaryota; Ciliophora; Oligohymenophorea; Peniculida; Parameciidae.
AUGAUUUAAUCUGAAAAUAAUAAAACCAUCAUUAUGACAUAAUCUAUUUUGGAUGAUUCAGCUGACUUUUGGAUUUAAAGACCUUAAGUAUUGUUGCAAUUUCAGUUUUCAGAUAAUCUCUAAGUUGUUAAUCGAAAUAGGUUAAUGCUGAAAACAUUGUUUCUUGGAGGACAUUAUAUAAAAUACAGUGAAGACGUAAAAAAUAAACAUAUAUAUGAAAGAAAUAUCUUGAUAUAAGAAAUGUGUUUCUUGAAAUUGUUUACCAUCCUAGAACAUAAUAAACAGGAUUUAGAUUAAGCAAGAAUGGAGAAAAACUGGAUGUGUAUGGUGAAGUACACAGUUGGGUGGAGGUGCUUAAAAAAUAUGCUAUACAAUUCAAUUUAUAAUAAAAAUAUAAAAUAAUAAAGAAAAUAGGAGAAGGCAGCAUAUUUCAAGUAAUACAAUUGUUCAAUUUCAAAGGUAUUCAAAAUAAAAAACAAAAUUACAGGGUGUUUAUACGCAGUCAGAAUUUACGAUAAAGUUAAACUUCAUAGCUCUAAUUAUCUCCUUGAUUUAAUAAAAAAAUAAGUAACAAUGUUGAGAUAAGUGGAUCAUAAAAAUUUAAUUAAAUUAUUUGAGAUCUUUGAAAGUUCAAAUCAUCUUUACUUAAUAUAAGAACUAUUGGAAGGAGGCACUUUAGAUUCCAAAAUUUCUCAAACUAACUUUAAUUAAGAGUAAAUUAUUUUUAUAGUUAAAUAAACAUUAAAUGGUUUAGAAGAAUUGCAUAAAAAAGGGUUUAUUCAUGGAGAUGUAACGUUAAAAUCAAUUGCUUUUAAGAAUUUAUAAGAGCUUGAUUCUUUAUGUCUUAUUCAUUAUUCAAAAGUUUUGUUAAUCAAUUUAGCUAGAAAUAAUAAUAAAAGACUUAGCUAGAGAACUUCCUUAAAAAAAGAUAAAAAUUAAAUUUCUGAUUUAUAAUAAUUAGGAAUUAUUUUGAUCAAAUUAUUAACUGGAUAUUAAUUCCAUUAAUACAAUAUACCCAGCUCUAUGGAUGAUAUAAAAAGCAUAUUAAAUUUUUAAAAGGUAGGUAAAGAAUUAGAGCUAUUACUUUAAUAAUUAUUGCUUACAGAUUUUGAAACUUAAAUAAGUGAAACAAACACUCCACUUGAACUCUUAAAAAAUAAAAUUUUUAAAAAAUCAUUGGAACCAAAGAACUUUGUUUUAAAAUAUUAAGCUCUUAAUGAAUAAUUAGAAAGACCAAGUUUAAAACCUUAGGAUGAAGAUUCAUUAGAGAUAAAGUCAAGAGUAAAUACAUUACCAUUUAUUGAAAAGAGACAAAGUAAUUCAAGAAGUUUAUCGAAAAGAAAACCGUAGGUAGCACCUAUUAGACUGUCAAAAUAGAAUAAAUUUGAUAAAAUUGUUAAACCUCCUUCGCAAUCCUCUGAAAAAAGAUAAAGUAAUUUAUAUCAAUUACCCAGAAUGAGUAUUCUACCUAAAUUGAAAUAAAAAAUCCAAUGA